AUGUGUGAAAAAAAUCAAACUAAAGUCACAGAAUUCCACCUUCUUGGAUUUAAAGAUCUGGAAAAGGUCAAAAGUCUGCUCUUUAUCGCACUACUUCUAAUAUAUGCUGCAAUUAUAGGUGGAAACCUUUUAAUUAUCCUAUUAGUGUCAAUUAGUAAUCAUCUCAAAAUUCCAAUGUUCUUCUUUCUUAAACAUUUAGCCAUAGCAGAUGUCCUUCUAACCACCAGCAUUGUGCCGUUGAUGCUCAACAUCAUGCUCAAGGCAGAAGGAGCAAUAUCUGUCAGUGGCUGCAUCUUUCAGUUGUACCUUUUUGGUGUUUUUGGAUUUGUGCAAUGUUUGCUCAUUGCUAUAAUGUCUUAUGAUAGAUAUCUGGCAGUUUGCAACCCACUACAUUACACUUUAAUUAUGAGACCCAAAAGGUGCCAGGGGCUAGUUUUUGGGUCAUGGACAUUCAUUGUCAUUGGAAUGUUGAGCGAAAUAAGUUUAGUUGGUCAAUUUGACUUCUGUGGUCUCAAUAACAUUGACCACUUUUUCUGUGAUAUUGGUCCAAUUGUGGAAUUAUCUAAUUCAGACCCCUCUGUAUUGAAAUUGGAAGAUUUUAUAUUCAGCAUCUUGGUAAUAUGUUUACCAUUUGCCUUUAUUAUUGUAACAUACAUCUAUAUUUUCAUCACCAUCCUCAAGAUUUCUUCCACCACUGGAAGAAAAAAAGCCUUCUCUACAUGCAGUUCCCACCUGACCACUGUGUGUAUAUAUUAUGGAACCCUGAUUGCAGUUUACAUGAUGCCAUCCAAUGAGAGUGCUUCUCUUUUAAAUAAGUACAUAUCACUGUUGUACAUCAUGGGGACUCCAUUGACGAACCCAAUGAUAUAUAGCCUCAGGAACCAUGAGAUACAAAAAGCUAUGAAAACAAUGCUGAAGAAUAUUUUGUCAGCUAUUUGUGAUAUACACUUAAGUGAAAUAUAA
This is a messenger RNA of Pseudophryne corroboree (corroboree frog), 963 nucleotides long. Its product is annotated as olfactory receptor 11A1-like. The record is from RefSeq and is a predicted model, not a curated record. Gene Ontology annotation, cellular component: membrane. Lineage: Eukaryota; Metazoa; Chordata; Amphibia; Anura; Myobatrachidae. Gene Ontology annotation, biological process: G protein-coupled receptor signaling pathway. The transcript has a single exon. Bases 1 to 963 code for a protein of 320 amino acids. Gene Ontology annotation, molecular function: G protein-coupled receptor activity; olfactory receptor activity.